Molecule: messenger RNA, 2064 nt
Organism: Suillus fuscotomentosus
Lineage: Eukaryota; Fungi; Basidiomycota; Agaricomycetes; Boletales; Suillaceae
Product: tyrosine protein phosphatase
Exons: 6
Coding region: 103-2064 (653 amino acids)
Biological process (GO): regulation of exit from mitosis; microtubule cytoskeleton organization; protein dephosphorylation
Cellular component (GO): mitotic spindle; nucleolus; spindle pole
Molecular function (GO): protein tyrosine/serine/threonine phosphatase activity; protein serine/threonine phosphatase activity
Source: RefSeq, a predicted model, not a curated record
GAUAGCGGCAAUUGUUCCUGCCUCACAAACCGCGUCUUUCUCUCUGACCACCACGAGGCUUUCUACUACUCUAGUCACCGUUCACAACAGCGAACUCCUUUCAUGGCACCAGCUUGCGCACCGCUCUGUUAUUUUGGAGACAGACUUUACUUUACUACCUUCCCCUACCCCGCACCAUCUCCCCAAUCUCUCAAUAGCACAGCCUCGAACUCAGGAAAUGCACCAAGGAUUCGCCCCCAACCUCACAUGGGUGCACCACUUGGUCCUUCAGCCCCCUCCCCGGACGAUGACGCAAUUUACUACUACUUUACGAUUGAUGACCAAUUGCUCUACACCUCAUUUUAUCAGGAUUGGGGCCCGCUAAACCUCGCAAUGGUCUACAAAGCGUGCCUCUUAAUUCACGGCCUUUUGAAGGAUGAAGAUCUCAGCGCACACCGUCUCGUUCUCUAUUCCUCGGAUGAUCCACGUCGUAAAGCUAAUGCUGCUUUGUUGAUGGCCCUGUACAUGUUGAUCGUCCAUAAUUACACUCCAUGGCGCUGCUUCCAACCCAUAAGCGAACUAGAGUUCAUGUCCUUCAGAGACGCAGGACGUGGCCCUUCAACCUUCAACCUUAGCAUUCACGACUGUUUGUGGGGUUUCUGGAAAGGAAUACAAAACCGCCUUAUCGACCUGGAUACUUUCGACCUCCAAGACUACGAGUUCUAUGAAAAGGUCGAGAAUGGUGACUGGAACUGGAUAACACCCAACUUCAUCGCAUUUGCUUCACCUAGAGAUUAUGCGUGGACAAAACAGAGGAAUGAAAUCGAGACUGCCACUGCUAUUGCAGUUCCUGCAUCCCCUGUGCGACCCGGUGUGGCUUCACCACCAAAGUCGCCUCGCAAACUUGCUCUACAACGUAAACUUAAUUCCGCUUUCUGCAAUUGCCUCGAUUAUUUUGAGAAGCAUAAAGUCGACCUGGUCGUUCGUCUCAAUGCAGAGCUCUACGAUAAACAGCUAUUUUUGGAUCGUGGAAUCAAACAUCUCGAUCUUUGUUUCGAAGAUGGGUCAAACCCGUCAGACGAAAUCGUUCGCACUUUCAUUGAUGUGGCAGACGCCGUCAUCGAGGGCGGUGGGGUCGUUGCUGUACAUUGCAAAGCGGGGCUCGGUCGCACCGGAUGCCUCAUUGGAGCAUAUCUUAUCUGGAAGUAUGGCUUCACAGCAUCGGAGGCGAUUGCGUUUAUGCGCAUUGUCAGGCCAGGUUGUGUUGUUGGUCCACAGCAACAUUACAUGCACCAGAUGCAGCUUCAAUGGGCCAAGUGGGCCGCUGCAGAUGAGAUACGACGUGUACAGGCAGCUGCAGUCGCAGCCACCGCACAUGUUGUGACUCCUGCUACACCUCCUGCGGAACAAGACGAAGUCAUGCACGAAACCAGGUCGUUGACGCCACCCGCAGCACCUCUACCCCUACCACCUGUCACUCCCGGGACGCGUGAGACGCCUCCUCCCGGACAGCCACGCAAGACGCCUAUGGCAAAACGAGUCGCUAUUGAAUCGGACGAAGAAGAUGUGGAGAUGGAUGAUACCCUUCCUGCUCUUGGAGCAGCACCACCCGUUGCCCGGCCUCGCGCUAGGACAACGACUCGAGUCUCGGGCGCAAGAGGUACAGCGUCCGAACAACGCCCGACGCGGGUGUUACGGUCAUCCGCGACAAGCGUACAUCAGAAGACUACUGCCGCCAGGAGCAGUCGAGCGGCGGCUCCACCUCCUAACAAGAUACCCCGAUUGGCUGGAGGUUCAGCGGCCCGGAGUACCGCCGCCGCAAGAGGGCCUGGUGCCCCAUCAGCGCGCCGUGUACCCCAACCCCCUUCACCUACCCCUUCACGAUUACCGACGCUCACCAAGAAACAUAACCCUGUACCUGCGCUGGCAGAACUACCAACCACGCGGUCAGGCAAACCUGAAUCCUGGAUGAAGGCAGGAGCAUCUGCCAUCGUCAUGCCUCCUUCCAAGUCUUCACAACGCCCUGGUCCACGGCCCGUUAGACGGAGAAGAAGCAGUUUUAGCGCUGCAGAUGUCGUUGCAUAG